Messenger RNA from Sphaeroforma arctica JP610, 888 nucleotides. RefSeq lists its product as hypothetical. Lineage: Eukaryota; Ichthyosporea; Ichthyophonida. The record is from RefSeq and is a predicted model, not a curated record. The transcript has a single exon. The annotation marks the transcript as partial.
ACCCGAAAUCUGCUUUAGGACAGGGUAGCGAAAUCGGACCGAAUGACCUCACGCACCCAAACACACCCGACGGGACCGCUGAGGCGACUGUAGUCAGCGAAAGGGCUGGAGAUUCCCAAGCGAAUGCAGAAAGCACGCGCGCAUUAGACCCCGCCCAUGCUCCCCAGGACAUGCACCUGGAAACAGGACACAGGGCCGAGGGGGCUGCAAACGGACAAAUCGACCAACAACAACACACACGGACAGAUCACGAGGAGAGGCUGAAGGGGUCGGUGGAUGGGGACGCAGGCGGUGCGCCAAGUGACAGGGGUGUUGAUAUACCUACCCACGGCAUGAGCACAGGGUUACCUACCCACGGCAUGAGCACAGAGUUACCUACCCACGGCAUGAGCACUGGGUUACCUACACACGUACCCGAUACGGUGGGGAGUGCCGGACAGGCACAGGGCCUGCGCACGCGGUCGUGUCGCAGGGGGAGAUCACCAACCGACGACCGGUGCAAGCAGAAGCAAACCACCCCACUACUGACUGACGGGGAGACGGCCUGCACCCACCCGCACCCACAAAAAGAACCAGGACAGGGCAAAGGCCGGGAAACGGGACCGGACACGGACGCAGACGCGGGAGCCUCUGCCUCAGCAUUCGCGGGGGGUGUCCCAAUUAAGGGGGCAGGUGCACAGGACCAGGGGAGACAGGACAAGCACUCGGAUGGGGUGGUGUUCACAGACAGCCUGCUGAUGGAUCAGACCUUCCGUGCCGCGCGGGCGAGGAACUCGUCCUUGUCCUUUCAUCAGAAGUUCAGGCAGAAGGCAGGCAUCUCGCGUGUGUACAAGGUGCGGUGGGAUGGGGUGCCACUGCAAGGGGGUGCUCUGUUUGGGACACGAGAGU